GUGAGCGCCCCCGCGCCCCGCUCGCCAUGGAGGACCGCGCCAACAAGCUGCUGCUGGCCCUGCUGCUGCUGCUCCUCUUCGCCGUGCUGGUGCUGCAGUACGUGUGCCCGGGCAGCGAGUGCCAGCUGCUGCGGCUCCGCGCCUUCAGCCCCCCGCGGGCGGACCCCUACCGCGCCGAGGACGAGACCCCGGCCCGCUUCGUGCCCCGCUUCAACUUCUCCGCCCGCGACCUGCUGCGCCGCGUGGAUUUCAACAUCAAGGGCGACGACCUGAUCGUCUUCCUGCACAUCCAGAAGACGGGCGGCACCACCUUCGGCCGGCACCUGGUGCGCAACAUCCAGCUGGAGCAGCCCUGCGAGUGCAGAGCCGGCCAGAAGAAAUGCACCUGCCACCGGCCGGGCAAGCGCGAGACCUGGCUCUUCUCCCGCUUCUCCACCGGCUGGAGCUGCGGAUUGCACGCCGACUGGACCGAGCUCACCAACUGCGUCCCGGCCGUGGUGGACAGCAAGCGAGAGGCCAAGCGCAGACCGUCCAGGAACUUUUACUAUAUUACAAUCCUGCGUGACCCUGUGUCCCGAUAUUUGAGUGAAUGGAGACAUGUUCAGAGAGGAGCAACGUGGAAGGCUUCCUUACACGUGUGUGAUGGAAGAUCGCCAACUACUGAAGAGUUACCCAGUUGUUACACAGGGGAUGACUGGUCAGGCUGUUCCCUUAAGGAGUUUAUGGAUUGUCCGUACAAUCUAGCCAAUAAUCGGCAGGUCCGCAUGCUGUCUGACCUGAGCUUGGUUGGAUGUUACAACUUGUCUGUCAUGCCAGAAGAGCAAAGAAAUAAGGUUCUUCUAGACAGUGCAAAAGAGAACCUGAAACGUAUGGCUUUCUUUGGCCUUACGGAGUUUCAAAGGAAGACUCAGUAUCUGUUUGAAAAAACUUUUAACAUGAACUUCAUCGCGCCAUUCACACAGUAUAAUAGCACAAGGGCCUCUAGUGUGGAAAUAGAUGAGCAGACUCAAAAACACAUUGAGACCCUCAAUUUUUUAGACAUGGAGUUAUAUGAUUAUGCAAAAGACCUUUUUUUGCAAAGGUAUCAGUACAUGCGACAGAAAGAACACCAAGAAGCCAGACGGAAGCGCCAAGAGCAACGGAAGAUCCUAAAGGCAAAACAAGCCCACAAUAAAGAACAGAGUGAUGAUAAUUCAACUACUGAUUACAUAGGGAAUGUAGAACGGUGGCGAUAAUGGGGACUGAAAUCUUUUAAGUUAGAUUAGUUGAAUACCAUAAACAAAAACCAUACAACUCAUAGACGACAAUGUUAGUCCAAACAAAUUACGCUUCUUAAAUAUUUGAAGCAGAAGAGGUUAAAAUGUUGCCUUUGCAGUUGCCUUUGCAUUAAAUGUUGUACUGUAUGUGGAAAACUUAACCUUACUGUGUAAUUAAAUUGUCCUUUUUAGGUUUGUUGGAUUAUUUAUGAAAUACAAGCCAGAUAGGCUCUCCGGAAAUUGUUGCUUGGACAUUUUAAAAAAAAAAAAAUCCUUAAAUUAGUUCUCAGUAUGAAAUAGGGUGUUGGAAAUGUGACAUGAUGCACUGUUAAACCUCCCUCAGAAGCAAAUUGAUUUUCUAGUAAUGAGCAUUUAACACACAAAUACAAUAAAGCAUCCCUGCAAAACCUUUCCACUUUGAUUUUUUUUUAUUUUAAUUAUGUAUUUCUGACGCCCCCAACUGCUUGUGAUAUUCACCAAAUUACAAGACAAUGAAACGAACAAUAAAGGCUUAGAAGAAAAAGUUGACUCCUUUUGUGUAUAAUAUUGGCUUUUAAAAAAUAAAAGUAAUUUGUCUACUUAUAUAAAUAUAAAUAUUUAUAACUUUUUCUACCUGUUGCAAAGAGUGUUAAGCUUGAUCUGUAUCACAUUAAAAAAGCAACGCUACACUUUUCUGAACUGAAAGUCAAUGAUAAGGAUGCUAUUUUCAGAAUUUUUCAGGGUGGUAUAAUUUUAAGUAUUCUGGAAAAAUUAUGUCACAUCUUCAUGUUUCGUGAAGUCUUAUAGUUAAUGAAGACUAAAAUUAUAGUCUUAUAAUAGUAUCCAGUUUUAACAGUUUUUCUUAUACAUUGGAAUAAAUCUUGCAUUUACCAAAUGCUGAAUAUUGGGUGAUUUAAGACAGGAGAGUCUUUCUAAGAAAUUAUUUUGUGAAUGUUUGUAUAGUGUCUGUCU
Messenger RNA from Chelonoidis abingdonii (Abingdon island giant tortoise), 2207 nucleotides. It is a transcript of the gene HS6ST2, whose product is annotated as heparan sulfate 6-O-sulfotransferase 2. NCBI's taxonomy places the organism in Eukaryota, Metazoa, Chordata, Testudines, Testudinidae. Gene Ontology annotation, molecular function: heparan sulfate 6-sulfotransferase activity. Gene Ontology annotation, cellular component: membrane. The record is from RefSeq and is a predicted model, not a curated record.